Camelus dromedarius (Arabian camel) is the source of this 2629-nucleotide messenger RNA. RefSeq names its product MKKS centrosomal shuttling protein (gene MKKS). Lineage: Eukaryota; Metazoa; Chordata; Mammalia; Artiodactyla; Camelidae. The record is from RefSeq and is a predicted model, not a curated record. Gene Ontology annotation, biological process: intracellular transport; chaperone-mediated protein complex assembly; developmental process. Gene Ontology annotation, cellular component: nucleus; cytoplasm; kinociliary basal body. The transcript has 4 exons. Bases 52 to 1770 code for a protein of 572 amino acids. Gene Ontology annotation, molecular function: ATP binding.
AACUAUGGCUAACAAAAUAAAAGCCGUCUUCACAGUUCACCCCCUGAAGUAAUGAUGUCUCGUGUAGAAGCUAAAAAGCCGUCAUCCUGUGAAAGUGAACCACUGACAAGUGAGAGAGUCAGGGUCACGCUCUCCGUCUUGAAAGGAGUCAUGACAUCGUGCUACGGCCCGGCUGGCAGGCUGAAGCAGCUGCACAACGGCCGCGGGGGCUCCGUGCGCACAACCUCCCAGUCGGCGGCCCUGCUCACCGGCCUGCCUGUCAGCCACCCCGUCCUAAAGAUCCUGGUAGCUUCCGUGCAGAAUCACGUGUCCUGCUUCAGCGACUGUGGCCUCUUCACAGCCAUUCUCUGCUGUAACCUGGUUGAAAAUGUUCAGAGAAUAGGCUUGCCACCCACCACUGUCAUUAAAUUAAACAAGCAUCUUCUGAGCCUCUGCACCAGUUACCUAACGUCGGAGGCUUGUGGUUGUCGAAUCCCGGUCGACUUUAGCUGCACUCAGAUACUCCUCUGCUUGGUGCGCAGCAUAUUAACAAGUAAACCUGCCUGUAUGCUCACCAGAAAGGAAAUCGACCAUGUCAGUACUCUGAUUCUGAGAGUCUUUUUGCUUACAAUUCCAGAAAACGCCAAAGACCGCAUCAUUUUAGGGAAGAGUGUAAUUAUCCCUUUAAAAGGUCAAAGAGUUACAGAUUCGACGGUAUUACCUGGAAUACUUAUUGAAAUACCAGAAGUUCAGUUGAUGAAGAUAUUACCGAUCAAAAAAUCAGAUUCCUUCAAGGUGGCGCUCUUUUGUGCGUCUUUAUCUGGAGACCUUUCCGAUACUGGAGAAGGAACUCUGGUGGUCAGUUACAGGGUUUCUCUUGAAAACGCAGUCCUGGACCAGUUGCUUAACCUAGGAAGACAGCUAGUUAGUGAUCACGUAGAUCUGGUCAUGUGCCAGAAAGUUAUACACCCAUCUUUGAAACAGUUUCUCAGAACCCAUGGUGUUACUGCCAUAGACAGAGUUGGAGUGGCUCUGAUGGAACCCCUGAGUAAAGCGACAGGAACACAGCCUAUUGGUUCCUUAGCCUCAAUCUCUCCCAGUAGUUAUGGAAGUGUGAAAGAUUUGGGCACUGCAAAAUUUGGCAGCAAACGUUUUUUUCAUCUUAUUCCUAAUGAAGCAACUGUCUGCAGCUUGCUUCUCUGCAGCAGAAAUGACACUGCCUGGGACGAGCUGAAGCUCACAUCUCAAACAGCACUGCAUGCUCUGCAGCUAACAAUCAGGGAGCCGUGUGUCUUGCUGGGAGGUGGCUGUACUGAAACUCAUAUGGCGGCAUAUAUCAGACACAAGACUCGUAGUGAGCCAGAAAGCAUUCUUCAGGAUAGCGCAUGUACCCAGACGGAACUUCAGUUGAUUUCCGAAGCCUUCUGUGGUGCCCUCGAAUCUGUCGCUGGCUCUCUAGAACACGAUGGAGGUGAAAUGCUCACCGACGGGACGUACGGACACUUUUGGUCAGUUCAGGCAGAUUCUUCCUCUGUUGUGAAUUGGCCAGAUUUGCUUUCGAGAUGUGGCUGCGGACUACAUAGCUGCCGCGGAGAACUCGGCUGGUCUUUCUUGAGGAGUCCCUGUCCUCCUUUCUCGCCAGUUACCUGCCUUCCUCCCCACGAAGCUGCAGGCGCAGCCAAUAACCUGACCUUGGACUGUUUCACCGCGAAGCUUAGCGGCCUACAGGUGGCUGUGGAGACUGCCAAUUUGAUUUUGGAUCUUUCAUAUGUCAUUGAAGAUAAAAACUGAUGUAAAAGAAUAGCAUGGUUAUAUUGCAAGGAAAAAAAAAACUAGUGAGGUGUCACUAAAAGAUGCUCUGUUUCAAAGACCUGUUCUGUAUAUUUGGACUGAUGGGUCAUAAAACUAUUGAUUUACUUACUUAAGGAAAGGAGAUUUGAUUCUUGAAUAGAAAUACCAAGGAAAAAUAAAAAUAUGAAACAUUGUUACAGAUAUGGUAAUUAGCCAAGGGAUUCCACACAUACCACUGUACAUUGUUCUCAAUUUUUGUUCUUGUCAUUUGACAUCAUUCUAAGAAUAUACAGAAAUUUAAAAAAUUCCUAAUCUAUGUUCUUGCUUGGAUAUUCUUAUUAGAGUUAUUUUUUUAGUUUGUUGUAAUUACAUAUGUUUAAAGGACAAAAAUAGAUUCCAAAGUAUCAUAAAGCUUCCCGUACAUACCGCUCACUCAAAAGAAAUAUUCAAACCACACAUUUAGUAAAAUUUCAGAGUUUUUUACCUGAGACUGUAUCAUUCAGUGGUUGGGUAAUUGAUGUAGAAGCCGGUCUACCUGCAGUUGCUAGUUUGUAUCACAGUCCUUCAUUUAUUUUGUGGAAAUGUGUAAUUAGGGAAAAAAAAAAAAAGGGAUGUCUAUAGUAACAAAGCGAGAAAAGAAGUGGAAAAGUUAUUUCUCUAAUUCCAUUAAUAGUGCAAAAAUGAACCUAGAACAGCUCUCAAAUUCAAAGACACGUCAUAUCAAGGAACGUGGUUUGAAUUUUAUGCAAAUGUAAGAUGUAUUGAUAAAUCGAAGAAGAAACGGAGAAUGCAGCCAGAGGAAAUCAGCAUGCAGCUGUUGUUAAGUGUUGUAUUAAAGUUUAGGAAAAUGUUUUGAAAA